Messenger RNA from Penicillium brasilianum, 663 nucleotides. The record is from the annotation of a GenBank genome assembly. NCBI's taxonomy places the organism in Eukaryota, Fungi, Ascomycota, Eurotiomycetes, Eurotiales, Aspergillaceae.
AUGGGUGGAAGACCUUGGCAAUCAAAAGGCUGCCGUGCCUGUAGACGGCGCAAAAUCAGGUGUGAUGGACAGCAGCCAGCAUGUGGAAGGUGCAUUAAGCGUGGCAUUGAGUGCCCUGGAUAUCAAAAGACCCACAUCUUCAACGUCCACCAGGAGACAUUUCGGCAAGGAAAAAAGAUGUCACCACACGAGUUGAUCCGUCACAAUAACCAGGAAAUGGAUUCAUUGAUACUCCGUCGCCCGUCACGUGCGGUUACACCUAUAAUAGCUAUUGAUGCUGCUUCAAUAAACCGAGAUCAGAUCCUCUCUCUAUUUCUCGAUAACUAUUUUCCAGCCUUUCACUCUGAAUCGCCCCACGGAGUUGAACUUUGGCAUUCUCUUUUUGAGGGCUUCUUCAUGCUUCCCAAGAAGACUCAUAUGCUGGACACGGCUAUCACUGCUAUUUCAUGCGUCUAUCUCGGGAAGAUCAAGAAUGACGGUCGGGUCUUCGGGCACGGUCUGCAAUUAUACAAUCGAGCCAUUCAGGACAUGUCGAGCAUGAUAUGCCAGAAUAUCCAUACGGAUGAUAUUAUAUACACUUCGGUCAUCUUUCAGGAAAUCGAGAACUGCCACUUGGCAGAAGUUUCGAAUAAUCUGUUUAACAAUGGGCAGGGGCUUAAGUGA